Messenger RNA from Mitosporidium daphniae, 495 nucleotides. RefSeq lists its product as uncharacterized. Bases 1 to 495 code for a protein of 164 amino acids. The transcript is spliced from 3 exons. Lineage: Eukaryota; Fungi; Microsporidia. The record is from RefSeq and is a predicted model, not a curated record.
AUGUCAAUUGGUAAAAAUGGCCUCCCCCAAUUUGGGAAUGCAUACCCCCAUGCUGGAGAUUUAGACUUGGCUCCAAAGCGAAAAGAUGCCAUGAAUAACCUGGAUCUUUCCCAUAUGGAGAAAUUUAAUGCCUUUAUCUCUGCCAUGGAGAUUGCAAAUUCCCCAUCGCAGUCGGCGAACAAUGUUCAGGCCUACGAAUCUUUGCAUUUAGAGCUAGAAAGAGCCAUGGACGUCGCUACCAAUUCUUAUCACAACGAGUUGCAGGCAAUAGCGUCGAAAUUUUCGUCCAUCAGCAACAACAUCGUCGAUAAUUUGGCGCAAAUCGGACCCAUUUCAAAAUCGCUGGAAUCGCUGAAUUUGGAUGGUGUUCCCACGUGUUUGGAUGUUAUCAGCAACCCUCAGGCACAGAUAGAUGCAAACGAUGUAAAUGCUUCCAUUCAUUUGUUAGAUGCUCAGAUUCAGGCUAACAAACCUCUCCAUCAACGAUCCGUUUGA